This is a messenger RNA of Pseudo-nitzschia multistriata, 1382 nucleotides long. The record is from the annotation of a GenBank genome assembly. Lineage: Eukaryota; Bacillariophyta; Bacillariophyceae; Bacillariales; Bacillariaceae.
CGGUAAGCGGACAACACAAUCGGUACGAGUACCAUACAUUUGCCAACACCAGACUUCACGAGUUCAUCGUCUUUUCUCGAUGAUUGUAAAGGGCCGUCAUCAUAGAUGUCACACGUGCUGUAUUCCGCGAAGUCGAAGCAUCAGAUCGAUGGAAUACUGGAAUGGUUCGUCACUGACCAGAAGACCACCAACGACACUCCACGAUACCUCAGUGCCUAUCGAUGUUAUUGGAACAUCCGAUGUUUUUUAUGGUACCCUAAUUGCAUUGGUUUUGGGGCUCACGGCAUCGUUUCUCCAGGGAAGAAGAAGCAGGGAUGACUUCGCUCCUAAUGAAUUACCGAACAUGAACAUGACAUCGUCAGCUGUUGUCGGCAACAAAGAUGACACGUUUUCGACAGACAACGUUAUUUUCGACGCUGACUCUUGGAAAGAAAUGAGUCGUCCAGAGAGUUAUGUAUUCUACAAUCAAAAGUUGAAAGAAAGGAAAUCAAAAUCUUUGAAGUCAAAAUUCAAUUCCGAAAACGCGUGGGUAUUGAUUGCUUUAUUAGUAUUAUUUGUACCAAUUUUCUCUGUGGAAUUCUUCUUCGCCCUGAGCCGGCAAUUGAUCUGUGCAAGUGACCCCAUGAACCAAUCUGAUUUAUCGGCGUUCCUCUGCUCACCUGCAAUGCCUUUAACUGAAUAACUUAAUUUUACGAAGGAACAAGUGAGGAUAUUUGGGCAGGAAAAUUGUGAUGUGUUACGUAAUCCUAGACGUAAAAUAUCUUGGCUAAUCCUACCCGCAGAUUUACACACGCAAUGGAGACGACUAGUCUCCUUUUCAUAUUUCCUUCGGAUUGUAAUGACAUAGUCUUUUCUUAGGCAGCAGCUGUUGGAAAAUGUUUCUAAUGCGAUAAUCAGGAAACAGGGAAACAAGAAAAUUAUCAAUAUUUCUUGUUAUUGCCCUUGAAGUCGAAGUAGCAUUACGAUUACUCUUGCUGCUGGUAAUACUACUACUACCAGCAAUCAUCCUAAAAAUUCUUUUACUCUGAUGAAAGAUUGUGCCUGGAGGAAUCCCAAUUGUAAGUUAUUUAACAUUAACAGCUGUUGAGGACAAUAACAGUGCUAGAAGCAGAUUGAAACUAUAACUCCAUUACUCUGUGAGUUGUAGGUUUUCUCCCCCCUUGACCACUAGUAGUAUUGAUCUAUUUUAAACUUGAUGACACUCUACUACCAAUAUGAUAACCACCAGUGCUAAAAUCUUGAUGAUGAUAUCCUGUCUCUACUACUAUUUAAUACAAAAAGUGUGGUGGUGGUUUGCAUGUUCUUGUACUACUUGCUCUUGUUCUUGUUCCCCUGCUGCUCUGCAAUCAGUAAACAAUGCUGAGUAAAUUGAUCUAUCAUUG